GCCGAACUAACAGACCAGGUUUUUCGACUCCUAUUCCAAGCCAUUUGCGCGCCAGUCCUCGAACCCCCGAGUCCCGAAAAGCAGACAGCCCAGGUCCUUAGUUUCGCUGUAUGGGCAGACGAGAAUAUCUUCAUGCGCAACCGAGCAAAGUCGUCCGCACAGCAGCGGGGAGCGACUCAUACCUCCAGCAACUUCGAUCCCACGGCCGUCGACUUUAAGAGCAGAAGCACCGACAGCGUCAACACAUACACACAAGCGGCCGCCACGGCGCCAGCGACGCCGAGCGGCAAUGGGCUUGUCCGCCGUCUGCCUCAGCUCCAACAACAACAUCAAAUACCAGGGGCGCCGCCUCCUCCUCCUCCUCCUCCGCCGCCGCCGCCGCCCUACCAUCUCCUCGACCAUCACCAUCCUAAUACCAUCGAAGCCAACAGCGCCAAUGUUCACAGCGCCAACAAUGUCCCCAAUCCAACAACACCCAAACCAACAGCAGCAACGUCCACGGCGAUGGGAGCAGCGACACCGAUGACCGAUACAAAUCACAACAGUAAUAAACCUCCGAAUAAUACCGCCUCAGCAACCAACAAGACCAUGACAGCCCACUCGUCACUCCUACAACCCCGCGUCGCCGUCGCCCUAGGCGUGCCCAAGAAGUGGCACUUCUUCCUCUGGCUCUGUCGCCAAUCCUCCACCUUUCCUGCCAUCUGGUGGGGCCUUCCGAGCGCGCUCCGGCUGCUGGCCAUGCUUCACCUGAUUAUUUUCGGCGGCAGUCCAACGACAUGGCAACAUAUUUUCGCCCGGGUAGUAGCAGCAGGUGUGGGUAGGAGUGGUGGUGGUGGUGGUGGUGGUGCAACAUCAACAGGAGCAGGCGGAGGAGGAGACAUGAUGGGCUGCGCGAGCGGUAUCGGUAGUGACGGUGGUGCCAUGAUGAUGGGGAGUCCGGAUUUCUUGUCGUCUGGUACUGGUGCUGGUGCUACCAGGAGUAGUACUACAUCUGGGGGAACCGCCAACGAGAACUAUAACUACAGUCCGGUAGCUUCUGCGACAGGUUUCGCCGACCUCUCAUUUGAGGCGAGGCUGCGGUUGACGGAAACGUUGCUGGCUAUCGUAUGGAUAGCCUUAUGUCGCGAUGGUGAGCACAUACCUCUUCUCCCCAAACCUUCAGCCACCCCCGUAACUAACUCCUCUACCAGGCUCGUAAACUACACUCCCCAAGCGACCAUCGUCCGGCUCCUGACCAUAACUACACUGAACGCCUACCUGACGUCGCAAAUACUUUACCUGACGGCCGGCUCGCAAGACCCCCGACUGCUCUUGCCGGCAUGGCGGAAGAUCAACAUCCGAAAGGAGACGAGCGUGUCGAUCCGGGCUUUUUCGGUGGCCAGCUUCAUCAGCAUGGUGGCGUUGCUGGCGCAGGUGCAUUCGAACCGGACCGACUAUCCACAAAUCCCCUUGUGGACCUUGGUCACCAAGGCUUGGCAGGAGGUAGUGAAAGUUGCUUUCAAGAUCAUGGAUUACGGGACUGUUGCUAGGGACUACUAG
This is a messenger RNA of Neurospora tetrasperma FGSC 2508, 1539 nucleotides long. RefSeq lists its product as uncharacterized. Gene Ontology annotation, cellular component: endoplasmic reticulum membrane. Bases 133 to 1539 code for a protein of 468 amino acids. The transcript is spliced from 3 exons. Lineage: Eukaryota; Fungi; Ascomycota; Sordariomycetes; Sordariales; Sordariaceae. Gene Ontology annotation, biological process: protein N-linked glycosylation; cellular response to oxidative stress. The record is from RefSeq and is a predicted model, not a curated record.